Messenger RNA from Saccharomycopsis crataegensis, 4089 nucleotides. It is a transcript of the gene PAN1, whose product is annotated as actin cytoskeleton-regulatory complex protein PAN1. NCBI's taxonomy places the organism in Eukaryota, Fungi, Ascomycota, Saccharomycetes, Ascoideales, Saccharomycopsidaceae. The transcript has a single exon. Gene Ontology annotation, molecular function: protein binding; calcium ion binding. Gene Ontology annotation, biological process: endosomal transport; endocytosis; actin cortical patch assembly. Bases 1 to 4089 code for a protein of 1362 amino acids. Gene Ontology annotation, cellular component: cytoplasm; plasma membrane; actin cortical patch. The record is from RefSeq and is a predicted model, not a curated record.
AUGUACCCCUAUAACAAUUUCGGAGGGUUUCAGAACUCGCAGUUCUCUAAUGGGUACCCACAGAACCAAAACCAGCAACAACAACAACCUAUGAAUGGAUUUCAAACUAGUUUUCAACCCCAGGCAACCGGUUUCCAACAACCUCAGGUAACUGGCUUCCAACAGCCUCAAGCCACUGGUUUUCCACAAGGUUUUAACACUGGAUUCCAAACCAGCUUUCAAGCACAACCAACCGGUUUUCAAACAUUUCAACCCCAACAACAACAGCCACCGGCAUCUUUCCAAGCGCAACCAACCGGAGGUUUUGGAUUCCCCGGGACAUCUUUUAAUCAAGCUCAACCAACUGGAAUGACCGCCCAACCACUUGUGUCCCAACCAACUGGCUUUAACGCUUAUGGUGACACCUUUUUGAAAGCCCAACCAACCGGUUAUGCAUCCAAGCCUAUCAAUGAUGAGUUGAAACUUCCAAAUACUAGAUUGUCCUUUGUGACCAUGGAACAACAACAAAAGUAUGAAAAAUUGUUUCUAAAGAGUGUUCCAAGAGGCGAGCGCUCAAUUUCUGCCGAUAUUGCGAGAAAGAUUUUACUUAAAUCGCAAUUGCCAGCUUCCACUUUGAGCCAAGUUUGGGCAUUAGCAGACACAAACAAAGCAGGAUCAUUAUUAUUUCCUGAAUUUGUAUUGGCAUUACACCUAUGUAAUGUUGUAUUACAUGGUGAUAAAUUGCCAGUUGUCUUGCCACCAAAGAUCAAAAAUGAAGUGACCAGUUACGUUGAUGAAAUUAGUUUCUCUGUUCCAGAUCCAAGCGAAAGAUCUAACAAUGCGUUCGUUCAAGAUGAACAGCAACAAAAACCAAGUACUGGUUUGAUGCAAAUUAAUCCAACUGGAUUCCAACCUCAGGCUACAGGGUUCCAACAAGCUCCUAUGACAAGCUUCCAACCUCAAGUUACUGGCUUCCAACCUCAGGUUACUGGCUUACCAAAUACUAGUUUUCAACCGCAAAUGACGGGAAUGCAACCGCAAAAUACUGGUUUCCUUCCUCCUACAAGUUUCCAACCUCAAAUUACCGGGCUCCAACCUCAGCAAACGGGCUAUCUUAUGUCACAACCAACUGGUCAAAUCGGGCUAGUUCCCCAAAAGACCGGUGUUGUCACUGCCGGUUUGCAAGCCAUGCAAAGCCAAUUUAUGGGUAAUGGCCAAUCACAGAAUUUCCAAUUGUCCUCCAACCAGAUUGGUAAUGUUAAUGAAGUGUUAACCAAAUCCGAAAUUCAUGUUUUUUCUAACAUUUUUAAACAACAUUCCAAGUCUGGCUAUCUCGAAGCGGCAGCUGCCAUCGAGGUGUUCUCGAAAUCUGGCUUGGCUAGACAAUUUUUGGAACAAAUCUGGACUUUGGCUGAUAUUAACAAUAAGGGUAAAUUGACAAGAGAAGAAUUUAUUGUUGCUAUGAAGUUGAUUUACAACAAGUUGGCAGGUAUACCAAUUCCAGUGCGUUUACCUCCUGAAUUGGUUCCCCAAUCUUCCAGAAUUAUUGAUGACGUCAAGUCUUCCCUCAAGAGCUAUUCAUCAUCAGGUAACACAUUAGGUGGCAAGAAGAAGUCUACUGAUGCUGCAAGAUUCAAGAAUGAUGAUAGUGCAAUCCAUUAUAGUUCUAGCGCUCGCCACAAGAAACCUUCUAAGGCACCAGUUUCUGCGAACUCCUCAUAUUCCAAUGAUGUGUCAUCCUCUGCUAGUGGUGAAGAAUUAAUUAAUCAAUUGAAAAAAUCUAUCCGCGAAAAAGAAAUUAUCUUGCAAGCUUUGGAUGCUAAAGAAGAUGAAGCAAAUUUGGAAAAUCACAAGCAACAAUCAUAUGAUGAGGCCGAAAUUAGUAACUUGAAACACAGAAUCAAGGAUGUUCAGAAUGAUAUUAAUAAGAUCCCAGACAACAAUAAUAUGUUUAGUGCUACUACCAUGAACACUAAGGACGAAUUAUUGAAAAAGUUGAAUUACUUGACUGCCAAGGUUCCAGAUCUUAUUUCCAGUAUUCAAUUAACAGAUAAGGAAAUCAACUCAAUGAAGAUUGAAUUAUUCAAGUCUGAUUUAUUGAAGAAGAAUCCAAACUCUAGCUUUGGAAUUAAUAAUGUUGAUCCAAAUGAUAAGAAAGCCUUAUUGAGAGCGAGAAUCAAUGCUUUGACCAAUAAAAAUAGUGGAGCUGAAUCAAACGACUUACUAUUAAGCAACGAAAUCAAUAGAUUGAACCAAGAAAGUUUGCAGCAACAACAAAUAAUUGGUGACAUUGAAGGUAGUAUUAGAGAUUUGGAAUCAAGCUUGGAAAACAAUCUCAAAUCAAUGUACGGAGCUCAAGAUCAAGUUGGGUUUGAAAAAUGGGAGCAAGGGGUUGGCAUUAGCGAAAGUGUUAACUCUUUUAUUUCUGAAUUGAAAAAUGGUAAUUUCUCUUCUUAUCCUAGCACUUCUACUUACAAUCCUUCAUCGGCUCCUGCUACCCCAAAUGUUGCUACAAAGGUUACGUCUACAGUUGCCAAAAAGCCAGCUGCCAAAAAGCCAGCUGCCAGAACUCCAGAGGAAAGAUCUGCAUACAUCAAGGAACAAGCUGCGAAGCGCAUGGCUGAGAAGUUAGCAAAAUUUGGCUUGAGAAGCUCGGUGGCCUCCUCGUCACCAUCAACCACUUCCACUCCUCUGAGAAGCGAGACCAGCUCUCCUGUCAAUGGCUCUCUUUCAACUCAAAGAGCAGUUGCAACUCAGCCAGUAGCUGUAGUUCAACCAGUUGCCCCGGUCACACAGCCGGCUGCAACCGAAGAAGAUGAAAGCUCCGAUGAAUCUGAUGAUGAAGAGUAUCAAGAAUUAUUGAGAGAGAAACAAAGAUUGGAACAGGAAAAAAUUGAAAAAGAAAAGGCGGCAGCAGCAGCAGCUGCUGCUAUGACUACCCCAGCCAAGAAACUGGAAAAAGACGAAAAAAAAGAGAGAAAGAGAAGAGAAAAGGAAGAACGUCUCAAAAAAUUGAAGGAAGAAAUGAAACAAUUGAAGGCUGGAAAUACCCAAACUUCAACCCCUACCUCUUUUAUCUCUUCAUCAAAUGGUACUCCGCUGCCUGCUCCGGUUACUCAACCACCGCCAGCUGUCCAAAAUCAUUCGUACAACCCAUUCGCUAAGAGUGCUUCUGCUACUCCUGCUAGUACCCCUGCUCCGGCUACUGCUCCUUCUCCUAUUGCUACCCCACAGCCUCCAAAGGAAUCAGUUUCAACAUCGUCUGGUAGUUCUAAUCCAUUCUUCCGUCCACCACCACCAGUUGUUGAUCCUAAGAAGGAGGAAAAGAAACCAGAAGUUAAGAAAGAAUCAUCACAGCCAUUCGAUAUUAACAAAGCUAUCGCUCAAAAGCAUCGUAGAUUUGAUAAUGAUAGUGAUGAUGGAUGGGGUGAUGGCGAGGAUGAUAAGGGUGACGAAGAUGAGGAAGAUUUACCAAUUAGAAGUAAAGGUAAUAAUGGUUUAGGUAGCUUGCUCUUUGGUGGAUCCCCUGCCCCGCAAUCUGCUACUCCACCCCCUGUUGCUGCUGCUCCACCAGCUCCACCAGCUCAACAGGCACCGGUCGCUCCUCCUAUCCCUGUUGCUCCACCUUCACCAAUUGUGGUGCAACAACAAGAUAUUCCUGCAUCACCAGCUUUAUCGGACGCUUCUGAUUUAUCAUUACCAGACUCUGUUGAAUCAUUUGAAGAUGCUGUUGAAUCCAAUUCUCCAGGAAUUCCAUAUGGCGCUCCACCGCCAAUUCCAGGUACCGAAGCACCAUCGGCUCCAUUUGGAGCACCUCCUCCUCCCCCAGCUCCUUCUACUGAGUCACCAUCUGCUCCAUUUGGUGUACCACCACCACCACCACCUCCUCCUAUGGCUGCUGCUCCAUCUCUUCCUGCAUCAGGGCCUUUCAGUGCCCCACCACCACCUCCUCCUCCACCUGCAUUGUCUAGUACUCCUACUGGUGGCGCACCUGCAAUGCCACAAAUGAAUGCUUUAUUUGCGCAAAUUACUGGUGGCAGAUCCCUAAAAUCUGUUCCUAAGGACGAAAUGCAUGUUGUGGAAGGUACCGUUGGUAAGGUCUUGGAUUGA